AAGAGGAAGAAGGGCUUUUCCGUCUGGCAGGAGUGGGUUCAGGUCCUGACGGCUGCUGAGGACCAGCAGAUAUUAGCAACAGCCGUGACAGUCACAGGAAUAGAGCUGUGCCCCCCUGGAAAACGGUUCAUGAUCACGAUGGUGGCGAGCUUUGUGGCCAUGGCGGGGCAGUUCCUCAUGCCCGGGCUGGCCUCCCUGUGCCGAGACUGGCAGGUCCUGCAGGCCCUCAUCAUCUGCCCCUUCCUGCUCAUGCUGCUCUAUUGGUCGAUAUUCCCCGAGUCCCUGCGGUGGCUGAUGGCUACCCAGCAGUUUGAGGCUGCAAAGAAGCUGAUCCUGCACUUCACGCAGAAGAACUGCAUGAACCCCGAGAGUGACAUCAAAGGUGUGAUGCCCGAGCUGGAGAAGGAGCUUUCCCGGAGGCCCAAGAAGGUCUGCAUCGUGAAAGUGGUGGGAACCCGGAACCUGUGGAAAAACAUCGUGGUCCUGUGUGUGAACUCGCUGACGGGCUACGGGAUCCACCACUGCUUUGCACGGAGCAUGAUGGGCCACGAGGUGAAGGUGCCACUGCUGGAGAACUUCUAUGCCGACUAUUACACUGUGGCCAGCAUUGCCCUGGCAUCCUGCCUGGCUAUGUGCGUGGUGGUCAGGUUCCUGGGGCGCAGGGGCGGGCUGCUACUCUUCAUGAUCCUCACGGCCCUGGCCUCGCUCCUGCAGCUCGGGCUCCUCAACUUGAUUGGGAAAUACAGCCAGCAUCCAGACUCAGAGUUGCAGCUGAAGUUGGCCGUAGGUAUGAGUGAUAGUGUCAAGGACAAAUUCUCCAUCACAUUUUCCAUCGUGGGCAUGUUUGCCUCCCACGCGGUGGGAAGCCUCAGUGUGUUCUUCUGUGCAGAGAUCACCCCCACGGUAAUCAGGUGCGGCGGGCUGGGGCUGGUGCUGGCUAGCGCGGGCUUCGGCAUGCUGACAGCGCCCAUCAUCGAUCUGCACAACCAGAAAGGCUACUUCCUGCACCACAUCAUUUUUGCCUGCUGCACGCUCAUCUGCAUCAUCUGCAUCCUCCUGCUGCCUGAGAGCAGGAACCAGAACCUGCCCGAGAACAUCUCUAACGGGGAGCACUACACUCGGCAGCCGCUCCUGCCGCAUAAGAAGGGGGAGCAGCCCCUCUUGCUCACCAACGCCGAGCUCAAGGACUACUCCGGCCUCCACGACGCGGCCACCGCAGGGGACGGGCUGCCCGAGAACGCCACAGCCAACGGCAUGAAGUCCAUGUAGCUCUGGGCACGGCCUUCCCUGAAGGGGGCACUGUGGGCUCCAGGGGCUUGGGGGCUGUUUGGGCACAGGUUUACAGACCAGGGACCGAACACGUGGCUGAGGGGGGGGGGCAGGAAAACCCAAUUCUGCUGCUGAUGCCACGGAUCGCAAGACUGUCAACUGGUGUGGGGAAAUUCUGUCUUUCCAAAACUCUAAGGAUCGUGUGUGUGAGGAAGCAAACUCUUUGAAAAUAACCCUUCAGACUUUCUUUUCUGCCAUGAAAUGUUUGUAUUUAUUUUGGUCAUUUUUACGAGAAGCACUUUAUUCCCUUUCCUCUAACUGAUCUCGAAACAGAACCACCUCCUUCGGAAGAGGGACACGGUUGCCGAGGAGGACGCCGUAAGUAGCCAGCGCAGCGGCCCUGGAGGUCACACACCACCCUCAUCCAGCACCCCGCACUGGAGCCAGGGGCCCCUCCCUCUGGGCCCGCGCCCCCCAAGGCCGCCUGCCUGUGUGUGGACAGACUGACCUGUCGUGGAGUGUCUCCAUGACCGCAUUGUAGACAGAGUGAAAUGUAAACGAUUAGGUUUUUGCUAGAGAGUCUGUGUAUGGUUUCUAAAGGGUUUUUGUGUGUGUGUGUGUUUGUGAGGUAAGAGCUUCUGUUCCAUGCGUUGGGGGAAAGCAGCUCCCAAAUAUCAUUAAAACCAGCUUAGUCUUUCCUUCGA
Messenger RNA from Leptonychotes weddellii (Weddell seal), 1973 nucleotides. NCBI's taxonomy places the organism in Eukaryota, Metazoa, Chordata, Mammalia, Carnivora, Phocidae. The record is from RefSeq and is a predicted model, not a curated record.